Molecule: messenger RNA, 8291 nt
Organism: Amphiprion ocellaris (clown anemonefish)
Lineage: Eukaryota; Metazoa; Chordata; Actinopteri; Pomacentridae
Product: BRD4-interacting chromatin-remodeling complex-associated protein
Exons: 14
Coding region: 486-4214 (1242 amino acids)
Biological process (GO): positive regulation of DNA-templated transcription
Cellular component (GO): SWI/SNF complex
Source: RefSeq, a predicted model, not a curated record
GCAGUGCAGCCGGCGGACGGAGCGCAGGAGGCGGUUGCUCUCCUCCUGCAGUCCCGCUGCUGUUCCUGGAUCUUUUUUUUUCUCUCUCUCUUCCUUUUACCUUUGUGUUGCGAUCGGCUCUCCCAGUCUGAUUCUCACACCCAGCCCGGUACCCCCACCUCCUCCUCCAUCCCACCCUACCCCAUCCUCCUCCUCCUCCUCCACCCCCUCUCCUCCUUUUAGCAUCUGAAAAGACCACUGAGUGAGAAUCGAUGGCGCAGAGGCCCGCUUGACAGGACAAUAAACCACAAAGAAGGGCCUCCACCCUCCAGCCUCUCCACAGACGCAGCGAUGCCCCAGCAGAGGGACGUCUGGUCUGCGUCCCGCCGCUUCGGCCUGCCAGCCGCCCGCCUCCAGACACUGAAGCCCGGCCACGACUUCCCAUGAGGCCACCAGCAGCACUCAGCACGACCGCUCUGUAUGGGGCCUCUCACAUAUGAAUUGACAUGGAGGAUGAAGAUGGGACUUGUCUACUUGAUGUUUUGUGUGACCCCCAAGCCCUGAACGACUUCCUUCAUGGGACCAAUGAGCUGCAGACGGAAGACCUGCUCAUUAACUCCUCCUCUGGGGAACCCUCCCUCUUCGCUGAUGCCCCGAGUCCCGUCUCUCUGCUGGGAGACGGCAGGGAUUCCCCCGACACGCCUCCGCCCGGCUGUGUGGAUCUGUCGUUCCUGGAGGAGGCCCUCCUGUCGUCCCCGGAGGGCGGAGAAGACCCUCCGGACGUGCAGAGCGGACCACCUGUGGAGGCUGGAUGCGAGGCCAAGAAAGCGGAGGAAGCGGCGGAGGCGGCCUGCGACAUCCUCCAGCAGAGCCUGCAGGAGGCCGAGAUCACGGAGCAGACGAUGGCUCUGGAGGCAGGUCUGGCUCCACCAGGAGACAGUCUGUCCCUGUACUCCCCCUCCCCGCUCCUCUCUCCGCCCACGGUGCCCUUCAUGCCCAAAUCCGUGACCCUCCCCGUCGCCCCUGCUUUGCCCAGAGACACCCAGGCGGCGGUGGAGCCUCCCCAGCCCUCCCUGCUGGCUGUGGGUCCAGGCUGCCCCUCUCUGAAACCCGCUGCCCCUCCUCAGCUGAUGGGGCUGCUGCCAGGAAACGUGUUUCCUGCCGCUUCUCCGGAGACGUCCUUCUCUCUGAGUCCCGCCCAGGCCUCCAGCAUGAUCAUCCACAAGACGGUGCCGGGUGUCACCGGUCGGCCCCUGAUCACCCCGACGCUGAGGGCGGCGGCGGCGGCAGCACCAGGCAUCGUCCUGCAGCGAGCCCCCCUCCCCAUCCAGCCCAAGCUGCCCAUCAGCAUCCAGCCCCGGCUGGUCCAGAUCAGCCCCAAACCCUCCGGACAGAAACCCACUCCUGGCCUCACCUUCGUCCCUGGGACUGCCUCGCCAAACAUCCUGCUGUCCCAGGCUCCGGGCCAGAAGACUGUAGCUCCGCCGCCGCAGCCCCCCCAGCAGCUCCCCAAACCCGUCAGCCUGCAGCUGGUCAACCAGGGCGGCUCCUUCGUGCUCCAGCCUCAGCGACUCUUCCAGGGCCAAAACCAGUUCCUUCUUCCAGGCCAGUCCCCGGUUACCAUCUCCCAGCCGGCCAGUGCAGCUCGACCGCUGCUGACCUCCAGCCACCAGGGCCCUUCGGUGCACAGCGUGGCCCCCUCCACCGGGCAGCUCGUGGACGGACCUCAGAUCUUAACUGUGCCCCAGAGACAGCUGAACUUCAGCCCCGUCUUCACCACCCCCACAGGGCAGCUUGCGCUCCGCCAGGCCACCGUGCUUUCAGGACCUCUGCAGCUACAGUCGGCGCCCGCCACCGUCUUCCAGAUGCCGGCACAGCUGGCUGGAACCUACACCGCAGGAGGGCAGGGCCAGAGGGCCACCCUGGUCCACAGUCCGGCUCUGGGAAACCACAUUACCUUGAUCAACAGCUCGGGGGUUCUUCCUCCAGAUCUCACUUCUAUCUCGAUCGUGAACGGGCCGCCGGUGGUUCAGGGGCUUCCCUUCGCUGCUCAGGCGCCUCAGACUGAAGCUCAGCUGAGCCUCCAGCAGACGUCUGUGGUGCUGCUGCCAGACAGGACAGUCCAGGAGGAGAGAACCAGCUCAGAGGAGAGUUUCCACCAACUACAGCAGCCCUACAGUCACGUUCUCCAGCACGUCUCAGUGCAGCCGUCCUCCGCAGGGCUUCAGUCUUCGCCUCCUCCGGUGGUCACCGUCCUGCAGCGCCCCCCUGAACCACCUCUGGCCCAGGAUCCAGCUGUGGAGAUGCCCAAACUCCUGAUGCCCCCAGCAGACAUGACGCAAGCGGUGGAGGAGGCGACCCACUCGAUGAGCCAGAACCAGGCCUUUAUGCAACAUCUGCAACAGCAAGCGCUUAGUUCUCCCAUCUCGUCCGACUUGUUGGUCGGAUCUCUGCCGGUGGUUCCGAUGGAGUCGCUCUCCUCUCCGGUCUCCGGUGACCGAGACACCCAUCCUCGGACUCAUGCCGGUUCCGGUCAGGACUCCCUGCUGUCUGAUCAGUGUGUCGAGGUUUCUCCUCUUCACUCGGACCCCGAGGACCCGUCGCUGAUCUGCUCCCCGCCUCAGAUCCAGGACGCCGGCAGAACAGCUCCGGCUCCUUUCUCCCCCCCAGCUGGGCCUCAGAUGGUUCUGUCCGGACCUGAGAGUUCAGCCCAACAAACGGCAGCUCCACAGCCCAGAAUCGAGCCUCAGGUCCAGUACCCGGCCCCCCAUCAGCUCCAGGUGCCACAGGCCUUGUUCGGCCAGAACCAGGUGCAGAUCCAGGCCUCGGUUUCCCCCUCGGUCCCCCCUCCGGUCCACAGCAGCCCGUCUCCUCUGCGAUCCAGCGUCUCGGUGCCUCAGCAGCAGCCAGAUCCUUCAGCUGCUGUUGUCUCCAAAGCAGGAGACGACUCCGCUGUCCAACAGCACACACAAAACAAGCCGACAGCUGCCUUGGUUGUGGAGAGUAAAGCAUUUACUCUCGAUGUCCAUCCACCCUCUCCUGCAGCCAAAGGGGUCCAGAAAGCCCACGGACCUCCAGCUUCCACAGAGUGUCCACCGGUCCAGACAAGUCCACAGACCAAGGUGGCAGGUCCUGUGGAGCUGCAGAGAGAGGAGAGGCUCACACCAGCAAUGCGAAGGCACAGGUUCCAGCAGCAGCUCUGUUUGGACCAUGGAGCCGUACAGAACCCGUUUACCGGUUCGGCCUUCUCCACGCUGAAGGACGCCGUGGGACGCCUGCUGCCGUACCACACCUGCGCCGGUCACCUGCCCACUCAGGAGGACUUCAAUUUAGUGGACCAGGAGUUCGACACCGUGUCCGGUUUCCUGCUGAAACGCACCAAGGACAUGGUCAACAAAUACAGGCAGCUAUUGGUUAGAGAAGCCCAGCAGGAGAGUCCGUCAGCGGAGAUGGUGAUGCUGGAGCGUCUCUUCCUUCAGGCCGAACGUUACGCUUUAGCAGAGGACAGACGACGAGCCCGCAGAGACCCAGAGUCCUUCAUGUCGGUCUUGUCUUCGUCCUCGUCUUCCCCUCAUGGUGCCCACUCCUCCAGUUCCUCCAACCUCUACUCCUCCUCUGGCAGCCCUUCAUCUCCACCAGCCUGGACCCGGCUGUCCGACAGGCCGCCGGGCCUCAAGACGUACCGCUCUAGCUCCCGCGGGGCGCUCAGACUCACCAUCAAGCAGGAGUCCGGCUCUCGUAAGGUGAUCCACAACUCGGCCUGUGACCCGGGGCUGAAGAGGGACCACACGGGGCAGCUAACCAACGGCGGCGGGGUCAACGAACGCCACUCGCCGGCACCCAACGGAGCCACCCAGCAUCCUUUACACGACCAGGAGAUGUCCAAUGGCAACACCGCAGCAGAGGAAGUUCCUCAAACGCCGCCCAGUUCCAAAACAAAACCCCCAAACCCUCUUCCUGUGCCGGACGUUUGCUCUGAGUUGCCUCCCAGAGAUGUCAGCGCUCCAAAACUGAAAUGCUACCGGUUGGAAGCGUCUCCUCGGCCGGAGCGGCGGUUCAGCCCGCCGCCUCCGACCCUCCAAGAGGACAACAUGCUCAGCGAACACCUGCAGAGCGCCAUCGACAGCAUACUGGAGCUCCAGCGCCUGCAGGGCCCAUCGGCAGCCCCGACCAGAACCACGUCGGGCCCCUCGCUGGACCAGGCUGUUACCAGCAUCCUGGAGGGACACCUGUGAGGUAAAUCCACCCCACAAACGUCCACGAAAAACAUCCAUCCGAGGUGGAACAACCAGACUUCUUCUCUGUUCCCAUUAAGGGUUUCAGAUUUUACUUUUUAAGGAUUGUUUGAAGGAAAAAGGAAGAAGGGAAAAAAAAUUAAGAGGCACUAUAAAGAGAUGCAUACCAGACAACAGCACUAUCUAUAGUCCGAUAGAUGUUAGAUACUUCAUUUUGAUGUACGUUUGUGGAAAAAAAAUCUAUUUGAAUAGGAGCUAUAUUGUUUCAGUGGUAGUUAAGUCAUUCAGAGGUUUACGACACUGGUGUAACCUUCAUCAGCAUAUAGUAUAUAAGUAAUAGUGAGGAUAACGAAAACGUGGAGUAGACUGAGAUUAUUCAAUAGUUUUUUAUAAGAUUUCUUUCAAAAAAAAAAACAAAAACGUGGAGUUUCUUUUGCAUAGUGCCAAGCUUCCAGGGUAUUUAUUUUGAUAAUCUGUGCCAAUUGUGUUUUUGCAUUGAGAAUGUGCGACGAGUGAGUGUGUGAGUGUGUUUUCAUUAAGAGUGAGUGAGAAAACAUUGCAUCCUGCGACGGGACCGAAACCUCCCGCAGGCUCCAUCAUCUCGGCUUAACGAAUGAAACUCCAAAGAAAUUUGUGACUUGCUAUACAUCCUGAAUACACCAGCAAACGUCCAUGUUGUGUCUCUUCCCACAAACUGGAGUCCGUCCAUGUUGAAGCAGAAAGAACCCCAGUGGGACACAAAAAACACAUGAGGCAGUCGUGCUUUUCCUUUCUUUUUUUUUUUCUUUCUUAAGUUUGGAGUCUUACUGUGAAAUAUUUCUGUCUGUUUCCAGAGACAAGAAUGGUUUCCCAUAACUGUAUGUAUUAACAUGCAAGCAAUAAUAAUAAGUUAGGGUUGUUGGGAGCAGUGGUGGUGCAGUGAGGAAGAGGAAGAUGAAGGAGAUCUUUGCCUGUUUUGCUUAUUCAUUCGAUGAAAACCGAGAUUGUUUUUCAGGAAUGAGAGAUGCUUAUUUUUUUCGUCAUCGCAGCCCGUGUAGUUUAGAAGUUUCUAACAUGUUUCAAGGGCUUGACGGUGACUUUUAACGGCAUCGAUGACCAUGAAAACAACAAAAAAAGAGAAAAACACCAAAACUGACAGAAACUGUACAGAACAUGAGCCUCUCUGCAUCGUCAAACAGCCUUUGACCAAAAACUAGAAGAAUCAUCCGCUUCUCUUUAUUUAUUAUUAAAUUAUUGGUUUGUAGCCCGCCGCACCGAGCCGAACGUUUACUUUCACGCCGCCAUCGUGGAGCAAUAUAUAAGUUUUUGCAACAUUCUUAUGUUAACGUGACAAUCUUAUUGGUCUGUGUGAAAAUGUGAAUUCUGUUCUGUUUGUUCGACUCUUCCUCAUGAAAAACGUGCAAAAUUAUUCCUUGCAGAUGGAUUUUUACCUUCAAGGUCGAAAUGUAAAAGCUGCAAAAUUAAUUUUUGUAGUGUAAAUUGAAAGCGCACUUCGAAAUUUAGCUUUUGGAAUUGGGGGUUAAGGUUCGACAAGUCGUGAAUUGGAAAGGUUUAGAAAAUGCCUUAUUGUUAAUUCAGUCAGUGUACCUUUAAGGAAAUGGAAUCUGCAAAGAAAAGAUGUAAACAUCUGGUGUUCUGAAAUGAGAAAGCAACCUGUCCCUUCAAAAAAAAAGGAAAAAAAACAUCCGGAAAUUUGGGGCUAAAUCAAACAGGCACUCAUUUCUUGAAUUGUAUUGUCUUUUUUUUUUUUUUUAAUGUGUAAAAAUGUCUUUUGUUGGAAUGAACAAAAGGAGUUAUAAUAUGCAGUAAUGUAGUGUUGAAACUCUCUGCAGUAGUUCGGGUGGAAACUCACAGGAGGGUUCAUGAAGGAGGAGUUUGAGCUUUGGGGAAAUAGAUUUUCUUGCUAAAAGACUGAUACAUUUGUGUCAGUAUGCUAACUAUGAAGCUACAGCUAGCAGCCACUUAGCUUAGAGAGCAAAUAUUCUGCUUUUUGGGGUUUCCCACCUUCCAUUAGCAUGUUGUAGCUUUUUAUAGUCUGCAAACUUAUAAAUCCUAAAGUCCAUGCACCUUCCUGAAAAGCCUUGUUUCAAGUCCAAGCUUUUUUUCUCCCCGUUACUUACAAACCUAAACAUGUAACACAUUUGCGUAGCAGCUAGUUUGGCCUUCACACAGAAUAAACAACUUCCUCUCUAGCUAUCACUUCCCAAUUCAGGGACUACAACCUUUGAAAGAUAUAACCUACAAAGCACAUGCCUCUGAAAGAUGCAAAGGUUGAACCAAGCGUUGUUAAGGCCAGUUCACGGUUUCUGCAUUACUGAUUGAAACUGGAAAAGUGGACAGGUGUCACACAUGCAGCAAUAGUUAGGAAGACGGUCACAUUACCCCUCAUAUUAAACGCAUAAAAAAUACAAGGGGCUCUCAUGGAUGUUUAUGGAACCCUUUGACAUUUCAAUUUUUACAGAUACAGAAGUUACUCACAGUUUCGGCUGCAGCACUGCAUCAUUGCGAUUAUUCCUAAAGUGGGCUGUGUGCAGUGGUAACAUAUCUGGAGAAUUAAGGAUCCACAGGAUAUCUGGAGAAUUUAGGAUACACGGGAUGUCUGGAGAAUUUAGGAUGCACAGGAUAUCUGGAGAAUUUGGGAUACACAAGAUAUCUGGAGAUUUUGGGGUACACAAGAUAUCUGGAGAAGUUAGGAUAUGUAGGAUAUCUGGAGACUUUAGAAUCCACAGGAUAUCUGGAGAAUUUAGGAUACAUUGGAUGUCUGGAGUUUAGGAUGCACAAGCUAUCUAAGAGAAUUUACAAUACAUGGGAUAUCUAGAGAAUUCCUAGAUAUGACCUAAGGGUCCUUCAACUAGACUCCAGUGGAUUAGAAAAGUCAUAAAACAACACCCAAGCUUCCGUGGAGGUCAACAGCGGAGCAAAAUCAAAGCCUUUGGAAGGAUGCAGCUCCUGAAUUGGGACAUAGUUUUAUAUCUGGGGUUACCAACUAACAUUCAUUGGUUCAGCCAACCAAUCAGAGCAGCCUGGGUUUUUCAGGAGGUGGGUCUGACAAAGAAAGGUGCUAAAACAAAGCAGAAUAGUGAGAAGAGGUGAAAAUACAGUUUAAUUAUAAUAGAUGCCUGUAAAUGAGCAUAGUAUGGGCAAUUUAAGGGCUAUAAAUAGGGGAAAUCCAGUAGCCUGGCUCUGUCCAAAGGUAACAAACUCCACCUACCAGCACUGCUAAAGCCAUGUCUCUAUGCUAAGCUAACUAGCUGCUGACUGUAGCUUCAGAUUUGCUGUUGGUAAAUGAGCAAGCAAGUUUAUUUUCCAACCGCCUUUAACAGAACUUGUCCCAAAAUAUUAAAGUGAGCAUAUCUAAGAAGUGGCCAAGCCUUCCAGUGUGUUUCCAUCCUCAGGGGUUUCGCUGUAAUGCAGUAAAGAUGUCAGAGUGUCUUUCACAACACAGGAUUGCACUCUUUGUCACCGCUAAACUUCUUACAAGGGGAAUUCCACCAAAAUUUACUUAUGUGUUUUUUAUGUCUGUUUUUUGUUUAAGUGUUUCCCAAAGUUUGCCCACAUUUUUCCUUGGUAAUAAGUCAAAGACACAAGAUGAGAGAGAAAUAAAGUCAACUUUGAUGGAAUCCCCUUCGAUGAAGCAGCCUCAUGUGCCAUUGUUAUUGUCGCAGUGUCAAACACUGAUCAUUAGAAAUAUGCUUAGUUUUGUCAGCGUCUUCUUAAGGACGAAGGGAUUCUGCAUGUUGAGCCAUUUUAUUUAUUUGUACAUGUGCUUUAUUUAAUUUUCCUGAUUGAACUGUGAAACCAGGGGAGCUCAUAACUCUACACUAAUUCAACUUCAGAUACAAACAUUUGACUGACAGAUUGUUCUGAUGCCAAAAUCAAGAGGCCUUAAUUCAGCAAAACUAGAUUGUAAAAAAAAAAUGUCAUUCCUGACAAAAAAAAAUCCAACUAAAGACUCCUUUGACCUGAAAGUCAUGAGUGAUUCAUAUAUGAAAUGUUAAGAAAACCACUUUUGUACUCAUUUUUACAGACUAUUUAUUAAACUGUGAUUUUGUAAGAAAUUAAAAAAACUGAAUGUUA